Messenger RNA from Schistosoma haematobium, 4684 nucleotides. RefSeq names its product Ceramide synthase 3, variant 2. Gene Ontology annotation, biological process: ceramide biosynthetic process. The transcript is spliced from 8 exons. Lineage: Eukaryota; Metazoa; Platyhelminthes; Trematoda; Strigeidida; Schistosomatidae. The record is from RefSeq and is a predicted model, not a curated record. The coding region runs from base 989 to 1513 and encodes 174 amino acids. Gene Ontology annotation, cellular component: membrane. Gene Ontology annotation, molecular function: DNA binding; sphingosine N-acyltransferase activity.
GAGAACUAAGUGAAAAUAAAACGAGAACAAUUUUUCUAAAUUGUUCAUAUUUUUUCGAAUAGCCGUAAGACGUCAAGAUUCGUUUAACUGGACAGUUUUUCAACGUCAAAUCUGACCGCUCCAGAUAAAAGUCGAUCAGUCACGGUUGCUAUGGUUUCUACAGAUUAGGAUUCAUUGUUGUUGCGCUCACUCCGAAAAUUAUUAAAAACUUUCAGAGCUUGUUCCGUCCUAAUUAUGUUUUCUUUCAUAUGGAAUGAAAAGUUUUGGCUUCCGCACAACGUAACAUGGGAUUUAAUGAAAGAAAUAAAUUCAGCUGGUGUUUCACCAACUCUCACGAAAUCUAUGGACUGCUUUUAUGCUGUAGCUGUUCUUACAGCCAUUCGUUAUUAUUUGAAAAAGUCUGUUUUAAUUCCUCAUGGUCUUUCAAUGGGGUUGCGCUUCCCUAAAAUAUCUCAUGUUCCUGACAUACCGGCCUUAAAGACGGUAUUUGAAAAAAAUCACAAACCCACAUACGUCCAGAUAAAGGAACUUUCGAAAACUCUUAAUUUGAGCGAUCGGUCGAUUGAAGCGUGGUUUCGAAAAAAGCGUAACUGCGAAAAGUUUCCAACGAUUGUGAAACUUGUAGAAUCUGAGUAACUUUUUUGGAUUUAACUGUAACCAUAUUUGUUUGUUAGGUGGAAGUUAUGCUACUAUACUACCAUGUUUUUGUACGGAUUAUUUGCGUUGCACGAUAAGUCCUACUUCUGGGAUGUGAGAGAUACGAUGAUGAAUUAUCCAUAUCAUGUCUUGACCCCAGAAAUUCAUUGGUAUUAUAUGGUACAGCUUGGAUACUACACAGCUUCAUUAUUAUGGAUUUUUUAUGAAGUCAAACGAUCGGUUAGUAUAUCUUUUUCGAAAAACGUGUGUUUUGGUUGGAUUUAACCAUAAAGUUUGGUCCAUUAUGAAUGGCUGGUUAUUAGCAACAUAAUCUGACAGGAAAUAGGAUACCAUGGAUUUCAAAGUUCUUCUUGGACAUCAUAUUUCAACGGUUUUAUUGUUGACAUUCUCAUAUAUAACAAAUUAUCAUCGAGUUGGUGCUGUUGUUCUCAUACUUCAUGAUAUUGCAGAUUGUUGGAUGGAAGCAGCUAAGAUAUGCAAAUAUGUCAAUAAACAAUUGGCCACUGAAGUGUUAUUUUAUAUUUUUGUACCCGUUUGGAUCGUUACACGAUUAACAUACUUUCCACUGUGGGUAAUUUGGGCAACUUUUAAAUUUGGCAUCUUUGUAAAUGGUCCAUAUCCAGCUAUUCUCAUUAUGGUUGGAUUUUUAUUAGUUUUACAAAUUUUACAUAUUUAUUGGUUUUGUUUAAUUGUGAAAAUUGCAAUACAAGUCAAAUCAAAUGGACGUGUGAGUUCGAUAUGUUAUUUUUUCUUUAUUAAUUCAAUUAUAUACUUAUUAGAUAGUGUUUCAGUUAUCAAUUUUGUAAUGUUUCUCAGCAACAAUAGGAUAACUCAGACCAUUGUUUUAAUGAUUUAAGCACCAUACCCAUUAAAGAUGUUAAUAGCUAUCUGAUCUCAGUAUUUCAGUUUAUGACACGUUAGGAGUUUAAAGUAACAUUAGUAGGCAAAUACAUCAGACUGGUAAGUCUUAAUUUAUGAUAAAACGCUCAUGCUGGAUUCCAUUAGUAGUAAUAGUCUAUCUAGUUUAAAUCAACUGGGACUAUAGUGUGAUGAUUGGAAGUGUUUGAAUUAUUAUACGAACUAGGAAUCUCAGAAAUAACGCAAUCUUUAUCAAGAAAAACUAUGUGAGCGAAAACGAACGUGUUGUAUUUGGAGUUCGAAAUCGGGCGGACAUCGAGUACAAUGUAAUCAUCUGUUCAUGAAAACACCACAUAUAAUUCACAGGAAUAAAUGAAAUCAAUAAAUGAAAAACUUGAAACGAUACAAAACUCAAAACUUAGAGUAAAAUAUACAGUGAAUACAACUGCACCACUGUAACCGAUUUCGACCCGUAUGACCCAGUGUAUGAGCCUCAAUCAGGAAUUGAUUGAAUUAAUUUCAAAUCCUAGUAUCUUCGUUUUAAGUAUUUUUCUAAUCUACACAUGCCAUUCACAAUUGCGUGUCAAAUUGAUUCAAUACUCAUACUCUAUAUCAUAUAUCUUCUUAUUACGUCAUGUCUAACAGAUAUGGAGUAAUACAGAGCUGAAUAUGGCUCAGUAAAUCUCAUCAUUGAUUGUUGCAUAGGCAUCCAGUAUUUCUAAUAAUAUUACAAUAAGUUGACAAAUAAGCUGAAAAAUGUAUUGAUGGUUUAAAAAAAAUCAUAUUUAUUAUUUAUCUUAUUUUUUUCAUUUUAUAUCACACAGCUUGUUAAGGAUUGUCGUAGUGAAAGUGAACUCUCCGAUGAAUCCAAUCAAAUAACGAAAUUAAAUCCUAUUCAUGAAACAAAAUGUUACAAUAAUUAUCAUCAUACAAACCAACCUUCAUUGAAAAGUAAUGAUGUUAGUAUAAAUAAUAAUAGUAAUAUUACUACUACUAAUAAUAAUAAUAGUGAUAAUAACGUUAGUGAUAUUAUUAGCGAUGAUAAUAAAUUAAAUCAUGUAUUUCAACGUUCUAAUCACUGUAUGCAGUAAGAUAAAGGAUUAUAUUGAAAAUCUUGUAAACGUUGAAUAUCGAACAUUCUCUCUCUCUCUAUCUAUCUAUUGUGAAUUAAUCAAGGAGAACUGUGAAAAACUGUAGUUCUUUUUUUCUUUGUGUUGUAGUUUGCACAUAAAUUGUUUAUUCACUAAUUGACAAUCAGUUGUAUAUCGAACAGGAGCAAAUAUCUCCAUAUAUCAUUUUAAUCAUUUUUCUACCUUUGAAUAUCUUUUAUCUAUCAUUUGUACUAUGGUCUUUCGUAUUUUGUGUGAUUGUUUGAUUUGUAAAAAAAUACAAAACUUUUUUUUACGCAUUGUUUUAAGCUUUUUGUUAGAGUGUAUUUUCAUCGAAAUGAUGAAUAGUGAUUUAUGCACCGAUAUAAUAGAUUGUGAAGUUUAUCAGACAUUCUAUAGAUCCGUUAUUUGUUUUGUAAUGAAAGAUUCAGUGCAAAAAAAUGUAAAAAUCAGAUGAAAAGAAUAAUGUGUUAUGAUGAUGGAUCUUUGAAUAAUUGGUAUUUAACGAAAUUCACAAUUUACAACUUGAGUUUAGUUUUAGAAUUUACUGCCUUAAUUGCAGAGUGUAUUGUAAGACCUUCAGCACUUCUUAGAAAAUGUUUCCUAUUGAAUUUCAUCUAGUCUAAUUUCUAAUGUUAUUUUGUGAUGCAAUGAUAUAUUGAAAGAUGCAUCAUUGAAAAGCUAUUUUAUUCUGUCAUAACACUAUUCAACAUUGUGCAUUCACCAAGAAUCAAACCCAAGAUCUUCGAGUCUCAUAUUGAGUGCAUUACCUUUAGACUACUGUAUUGCUAUCCAAUAGUUUACCUUUCCAAAUUUAAUCAGUUCUAAAAGUAGCACAACUCUCAUCAAUUAAUAACCGGAAUUCAUACAACGGAAUACACUACAAAUUACUGCACGGAGGACAGCUAACAGACGCCUUCUGAGUGAGUACCGCAGUCAAACAAGGCUUUUUACUCUCCCUCUUUCUCUUUCUUCUGGUAGUCGACUGGAUUGUGAAGAUCUCUACAUCUCAGGAGAAGUACGGAAUACAAUGGACAGACUGGAUGCAACUAGAAGAUUUGAAAUUCGCGGAUGACCUAGCUCUUCUAUCCCAUACACCAACGAAUAGAAGUGAAGAAAGCAAGUGUAGCAGCAGCCUCUGCAUCAGUAGACCUCAAUAUACACAACAACAAAAGAAAGAUCCUCAUAUAUAACAUGGAGAACAAUAACCCAAUCACACUUGAUGGAGAAGUUCUGGAAGAUGUGGAAUCUUUCACGUGCCUGGUCGGCAUCAUCGAUGAACAAGGAGCAUCAAACGCAGACGUAAAGAUAAGGAUCGGAAAAAUAAGGGCAGCAUUCCCACAGUUGGAAAACAUAUGGGACUCAAAACAACUGUCGACCAAUAUCAAAGUCACAAUCUUCAAUACGAACGUCAAGGCAGUUCUACUGUAAGGAGCUGAAACUUCGACAACUACUACAACCAUCAUCAAAAAUGUACAAGUAUUUAUAAAGAACUGUUUACUCAAGAUAAUCAAUGUCCGUUAGCUGGAUAUCAUCAGCAACAGCCUUCUGUUGGAGAGCACAAACCAGCUUCCAUCUGAGGAGGAGAUUUGUAAAAGGCGUUUGGGGUUGAUAUGACAUAGUUUGUGGGAAUCACCGGACUGGACCACGAAGCAAGGGUUUACUUGAAAUGGUGAAGGUAAACAGAAAAGAAGAAGGUCAAGGAACAAAUUGCAUUGAGAAUUGGAAGCAGACAUCAAAAGGAUGAGUAGCAUCUACCUAGGGGUUUGGAAAACCCUGGUUUCAAACCAAUGAUCCACAUGGGCUCCAGGGUCCUGAGGGAACAAAUAGCAUAUGAACAUAUUAUUGGUUACCGGCUACCAUGGUACUGCAUCUCCUAACCUUCCUCUGAUGCCUUGUGAAUUAGAUCUUUAGAUAAAGGCUUGGGGUUUGCCCCCCCUAAGAAAACCACCUGUUUCGGUUUGGGCACCCGGGCAGUAUCUCAGCUUAUACACAAAUCAAAUGGUAAUUACUACUGGAAAAGUUACUAUUGUUUCAACUCUCAUUCAGACGAAUCAUAU